CAAAACAUAUUUAAUAUAUACAAUACAAUAAUUGAUUCCAUUCUUUAUUUCAGUCAUGCAACUAGAGAGUAAAAUUAAAGAGCUACAGGAUAAGUUAACUGUUCAAGCUGAAAGACCUGAUGUACAUGUACCACAAGAAGUGGAGGACAGUGAGGAUGAUAAUGAAGAUGAUGAUGAUAUCCCAGAUGACACCCAGGAUGACGGCUCGGCUUAUAAUACAGAGACUGAACCAGAAAGUGACGAUGAUGAACCCUUACCUGAAGAUGAAAAUUCUAAAAAUGUCAGCAUGUAUGGUACCAGUGUAAGGACAGAGCCGAAGUACAUUGUAUUUUUGUCACAGCUUUUGGAGCUGUUUCRUUUUUGUCACUACUGUAAAAGUGACGAUSCAAUGGUAGGGGCAAAGCAAAURGGAACUGAAGUAACAGUUACAGCUUCAUGCAAGAACUCGAGCUGUUUAAAAGAAUUUAUAUGGCAUAGCCAACCAUUGAUGACUUUCAAGUCAGGGCAAAAGGGRGCUGCUGGUAACUUCUUGUUAUCGAUGGCAAUACUCUUCGCUGGAAGCUCUGCUACAAAAGUGUUCCAGGUGUUUUCAAAUUUGGCUCUUGGGUGUAUUUCKCUGAGAACAUUCUUCAGACACCAAAAACGAUAUCUGUUUCCUGUCAUCUAUCUCCACURGCAAACAUACCAAGCUAAACUGUUAGAGGAUAUUAAGAACGAGGGAAAGGACAUAGUGGUAUCAGGAGAUGCUAGGCAUGACAGCAUGGGCCAUAAUGCUAAAUYUGGGGCAUAUACCAUCUGCUGCUGUACAACUUCUAAGAUAAUUCAUUUCAGCCUUGUCCAGGUAUUUUUAUGAUAUAAACUUUGAUGAAAUAUCAGUAAAUCACUUGGGUGA
Molecule: messenger RNA, 892 nt
Organism: Exaiptasia diaphana
Lineage: Eukaryota; Metazoa; Cnidaria; Anthozoa; Actiniaria; Aiptasiidae
Exons: 3
Coding region: 56-853 (265 amino acids)
Source: RefSeq, a predicted model, not a curated record